Molecule: messenger RNA, 1056 nt
Organism: Peronospora belbahrii
Lineage: Eukaryota; Oomycota; Peronosporomycetes; Peronosporales; Peronosporaceae
Source: the annotation of a GenBank genome assembly
AUGGAGCUGGGACAGAAGGUAGCGUUGAUGCUGAUGGCUGCAGCUUUCCUGUGCUCCGGGAACCUCUGUAUCAUCGCGUCCAAGGUCGACGGUCUCGUGCCCUACAGCAGCACCACUGUCACCUUUCUCGUCGAGGGGCUGAAGCUCAGCGCCAUGCUGACAGCAAUCAUCGUCACGCACUCGACAGUCCCGAGUCAAUUUCAUGUGCGAACGAGCGGCUACUACGCAGUACCGGCGCUACUCAACGCCCUGGAGAGCAACUUGAACUACGUCGUGCUGCGCUAUCUGGAUGCUGCCACAGUGUCUGUGCUAUGGAACUUAAAGAUCCUGCUAACUGCCGUCCUAUUCCAUUACGUACUCAAGCAGAAGCUGUCGGAGCUGCACAAGUUGGCGAUUGUUUUGCUGGUUUUGGGCGUGUUGACAAGCCAGUCCGACCGUUUCCACAGCAAUGCGGUCAUAGACGGCUCACAUCAUAUGCUGCUCGGCAUUAUGCUAGCAUUGCUUGGCUUGACGUUAUCGUCAUGCGCGAGUGUAUGUGCAGAGUGGGCGCUGAAGCGACAAUCGGACUGUUCCUUCUUGUGGCAAAGCGUGCAGAUGUACGGAUUUGGCGUUUUGUUUAAUGGUUUGGGUCUGCUUCUCAUUGACGGGAAGUUGCUGCUGUCGGACGGAUUCUUUUAUGGCUAUAGUGGCUGGACGAUGAUUGUGGUCGUUGUCAACUCUAUCGGUGGCAUCUUUAUGGCCUGCAUCCUCAAAUAUCUGGACAAUAUUGCCUGCGUGUACUCGCACUCGAUAGCAAUGAUGUUCACGACAUUUUUAUCCAUGUUGUUUUUUGCCUUUUCACCCUCAUUCGAGUUUGGUUGUGGGCUCGGAGUACUGAUCAUCUCCAUGUAUCUCUACCACCAUCCACUGGCGCAAGUUUUACCUGAUGAGGAAAGUCUACCAUCUAGCAGUACGAUUCAUGAAAAAGUAGACGUUGAUGCACCUUCGUUGGGAGCGAAGAAAAUGCACAAGUACAAAGAGUUAUCGAUUGAGAUGCGAGAAAUUGAGCCUUUGUAG